Magnolia sinica is the source of this 1545-nucleotide messenger RNA. Its product is annotated as receptor-like protein EIX2. Lineage: Eukaryota; Viridiplantae; Streptophyta; Magnoliopsida; Magnoliales; Magnoliaceae. The coding region runs from base 1 to 1545 and encodes 514 amino acids. The transcript has a single exon. The record is from RefSeq and is a predicted model, not a curated record. Gene Ontology annotation, molecular function: protein binding.
AUGACAUCACUUGAGUCUCUCUAUUUGUCAUUCAGUGAGAAUAUAACAGGUAGCAUUCCAAGAGCCAUAACUAAGCUUAUCAAUUUAGAGAGCCUGUCAUUGUACCGAUACCAAAUGCAUGCGGCCAUUCCUGAUUGCUUAUAUGAGCUAAAACAUCUUAAAAGCCUUACUCUCCAAGAUUGCAUGCUGACAGGCCCAAUCCCUGCAGCUCGUCUUGGAGGAUUGUCUUCCUUAGAGGAACUAGAUCUCUCAUGGAAUCAGUUGAGUGGGAAUAUCCCUGCAGCUCGUCUUGGAGGAUUGUCUUCCUUAGAGGAACUAGAUCUCUCAUGGAAUCAGUUGAGUGGGAAUAUCCCUGCAGCUCUUGGAGGAUUGUCUUCCUUGCGAGAUUUAUCUCUCCGUGGGAAUCAGUUGAAUGGGACAAUCCCAACAACUUUAGGACAACUUUCUAACUUGUCUUGGCUUGACUUCUCUUACAACUCCUUGACAGGAAACGUGUCUGAAAGUGUUUUUGAAAACCUCAAAAAGUUGAGGUCCUUGGAUUUGUCUUCCAAUUCUUUGGUUUUUGAUCCACACUCUGAUUGGGCCCCUCCAUUUCAGCUUUUUAUAAUUAAGCUAGGAUCGUGUCAUUUAGGUCCUCGAUUUCCUCUCUGGCUACGAACACAAAAAUAUGUUUUGGAGUUGGAUCUCCCUAACACAACCAUCUCUGGCAUCAUCCCCAGCUGGUUUUGGGAUUUAACACCCCAACUUCUUCAACUGAACCUUUCAAAUAACCAGAUUUUUGGCCAAUUGCCCAACCCUUUAAAAAUGCAGCCUCAAUCCUACAUUGAUUUGAGUUCGAAUCAUUUCAGUGGUCCCAUACCCUGCAUAUUGAAUGGAGCCAGAGUACUUGAUCUCUCCAACAAUCAAUUUUCAGCCCCAAUCCCACCCAAUUUUACAUCCACAAUGCAGUAUUUAGAAUACUUUUGUGCCAAAGGUAACCAAAUCAAUGGCACGAUUCCCUCAUGCAUGGAAGGAAUGAAUUCCUUGAUUGCCCUUGACCUUUCUCGAAACAAUAUUGGUGGUAUCAUUCCACCGAGUUUGGGUAAUUGUGCAGCUCUUGAGGCACUUGAUUUGAGCAACAACAGGUUAUCAGGAGAAAUACCCAAGUCUUUGGGUCACUCGCGUCGACUCCGAACAAUGCACUUGAGCAACAAUAGCCUAUUGGAAAAAAUCCCUUUGUCCUUGAAGAAAUGUGCUAGUUUGGAGACUCUUGACCUUGGAUAUAACAAUUUCUCGGGUCAUAUUCCCGCUUGGAUUCCCAAAAGCUUUCCAGCUUUAAGAAUUCUGCGCUUACGAUCCAAUAUGUUUACUAGCAACAUCCCACCACAACUGUCAAACCUAACUUCUCUUCAGCUCAUUGAUGUGGCACAAAAUAGUUUAUCUGGUUUAAUUCCUCCAAGUCUUGAAAAUCUCUUGGCGAUGAAGAAUGAGCAGAAGAUAAACCAUGUUCUUCCUAUGGAGGUGUGCGAUCAUUAUAUUACAAGGAAAACUUGCUUGUGUCAGUAA